Messenger RNA from Pteropus alecto (black flying fox), 3761 nucleotides. It is a transcript of the gene RHOQ, whose product is annotated as ras homolog family member Q. The transcript has 5 exons. Bases 36 to 653 code for a protein of 205 amino acids. NCBI's taxonomy places the organism in Eukaryota, Metazoa, Chordata, Mammalia, Chiroptera, Pteropodidae. The record is from RefSeq and is a predicted model, not a curated record. Gene Ontology annotation, biological process: small GTPase-mediated signal transduction; cortical actin cytoskeleton organization. Gene Ontology annotation, molecular function: GTPase activity; GTP binding.
GGGGGGACCAUGCCCGGAGGUCGGCCGGCUGCAGCAUGGCUCACGGCCCCGGCGCGCUGAUGCUCAAGUGUGUGGUGGUCGGCGACGGGGCGGUGGGCAAGACAUGCCUACUCAUGAGCUAUGCCAACGACGCCUUCCCGGAGGAGUACGUGCCUACCGUCUUCGACCACUACGCAGUCAGCGUCACUGUAGGGGGCAAGCAGUACCUCCUGGGACUCUAUGACACGGCCGGACAGGAAGACUAUGAUCGUCUGAGGCCUUUAUCUUAUCCAAUGACUGAUGUCUUCCUUAUAUGCUUCUCUGUGGUAAAUCCAGCCUCAUUUCAAAAUGUGAAAGAGGAGUGGGUACCAGAACUUAAGGAAUAUGCACCAAAUGUACCCUUUUUAUUAAUAGGAACUCAGAUUGAUCUCCGAGAUGACCCCAAAACUUUAGCAAGACUGAAUGAUAUGAAAGAAAAACCUAUAUGUGUGGAACAAGGACAGAAACUAGCAAAAGAGAUAGGAGCGUGCUGCUAUGUGGAAUGUUCAGCUUUAACCCAGAAGGGAUUGAAGACUGUUUUUGAUGAGGCUAUCAUAGCCAUUUUAACUCCAAAGAAACACACAGUAAAAAAAAGAAUAGGAUCAAGAUGUAUAAACUGUUGUUUGAUUACGUGAGACAUCUUCAGUGGCCAAGGAAACUGUCCAUUUCGCUCUAAGAAAGCAUAUGACAUGCUACCGCUAUACCCAGACCUCUUAUACUGAAGCAGUUUAAAACUUGAAAGAAAAAAACAACCCUGUCCUCAGAACUAUAAGGUUCAUUAAGAAUGUUUCUUAAAGGUCCAAGAAGCAGCAAACAGCAUCUGAAGCCACAAUCCAUUAUAAAUACUUUAUUUCAACUAGAAGGUACAAUCUCUCAGGGGUUUCAUAGUUUAAAAAGCUACAAUUGCAUCAUGUUGUAACUAUAAAAAAAAAAAAAAAAAAGUGCUGUAAAUGGAACUGCUUGGCUUAGACCCCAUACACAUUUCUGCACAGUCUUUACAGAAUCUGCACAAAGAAAUAUCUUCUCCCUUUGUUCCAAUUAAUUGUUCUUAUAUGUAAGUUGCUUUCUAUUCCAGUAUAUCCAGAGUGGUGAAAUAACAAGGCCAGCCACGUAGCCAAAGGUUGCUCCAAGCGUACAGGAGAUGGGCCAUACCUGAGGAGAGAAUGUAUGAGGUCAAAAAAGAACAAAUGUUUUAUUACUUGAGCACAAGUGUAACCUAAAUAUUUCUAUAUUAAAGCUUAAUGUGCUUUCUUAAAGAAUGCCAAAAGUGUAAUAAGGUCAUAACUGCAUUUAUCAUGAACACUAAAAAUGUACACGUUUUAGUUAAUGUGCAUUCAACUGUAACAAGGCUUCUGACUGUAGAUUUAGUUUGAUGCUCCCCAAACUGCAUGAGAGACAUGCUAAAAUUACAAAUUAAAAUUUUGGGUCAGACUUUGCUAUAAUCUUGGACUCAAUUUAGCUCUCUGAACUAGUUGGUAAUUUUGUUUCUGAAUUUCCACCUUGGCUUGUAUAUCAAAUGAAAUGAGAAGUGUGUAUGCUGACCAAACCACAAGAAACUUUAAAUUGUGUUAAAGAGAAAGACCUAGAAUUCAAGCAUGUUACAUGGAAUUUACAACAAAGCAACCGCUUCCACUAUAAAACUGAUGUCACCUUUCAGAUAGAUAUUGAAACCACAGCAGAAGUUACAGAACUACAACUUAAGUCCAACACCUAGAGUGUAAAGCAAACAAAAUACUGGCUUCCAGAUAACCAUUUUUUCCCAGCCAUGUUACAUUUCACAUUAUAUCAAGUCAGAAGUAAAUAAUAAUUUAUUUCAUCCAUAAGCAGUACAUGUUGGUCCCUACGUGAAAGGCCCUGCUUUAAAAAUUUUUUACAUGUUCAUCUGUGAAGCUUAUUUGGUAUACUAGAGCCAUUUCUAAUCUUUCUCUGGGGGAAGAGGCCACAGAACUGUGUUCGAGGCGAACCACUUUCAUUACUAGUUGUUACCUAAUUAAGCUUCCUUGUUUGGUCUGCUGGAUCUGCCUUAUUCCAAACACCCCAUGCAACAGACAAUAGUGUUAGACAAAGUUUCAGUGUGAACAAAUUAAUGCAGUUCAGAGAAGCAUAAUCUAACCCAUAGAUUUUUUUCCCAGCCUUUCCUACAUUAAGACUUGCUGUUGCCUAAAUAUGACUUCAGCUUUUGGUGAGCUCCUACUAAUUUCCAUGGCUUAGGCUUACAGCUAUAUCUAUUGCACAGGUUGGGUAACAGAACACUAAACUUUUAUACUUGAAAAUGACAGCCUUAAAUGCUCAUAUCAGUCACGAAUCUAGGAUGUGUACUGUCUUGUAUGUGAGCUUUGUAGAGAUUUUUAAAAAUAUAAGCUUCGCCUUCCCCAUGAAGAAUGGAGAGUCUACUGGAUAACGAGUCAGGAGCUUUUUUCUCUGAACUGAACAGUGAGAUGUCCUCUUCUCCCAAAAAGGGGCGAGUCACAUUAAAUACCACGGCCUUAUGUAUGCUCAAAGGGAAUCUUAUGUAACUUUCUCAUUUAAUUUUGGUCUAAUAUUUUUAGACAGAAUUGAAAGGAACUGUGUAAAUCAGUUAGUACAUUAGCUAAAUUGCCCAACACUUGGUAUAAAGGAAUUAAGAAAUUAAAGUAUUAUACAUUUCCAACUUGCCUUUGGGGAUUUGAUGGGAAUUCCCCCCCCCCUCCUCCAAAUUCACCUCUGAAACUUAUACUUGGAUUACUAGCCCAAUGGAAAUUAAAAUCUAGAAUUUGUUCUGCCCUAAGAGAAAUGGACUAAAAAUCUGAAAACACAGCUCUGCUGUCCUGUUUCAUGACUGGGCCUCAGUUUCCUCAUCUAUACGUAUGGGAGGUAGAACAGAUGAUCCCUAAAUGUCCCAUUUAUGAACUCUUAUGAUUCUCUUCUUAGUCACAAUAACCGUGUUUAGACAUUACCUUUUCAGCUUCACAUUCUCAAGGUGAUAAAAAUCCUGUAUAUAGAUGAUCAGAACUCUACGCAAAGAUGAUUUGAUUGUGUCUUCUGAACCUGAGGUGCCUUAGGUACUCUACUGACCUUGGUGGGGUUUGGAGUUUCCCAUUGCUAAGAGCCUUUUCAUUGCUUUGAUUCUUUAGUUUUUCUUUUUGCAAAAUCCUUCCUGCCGCUUUAACUAAAAACCAAAGAUUUCUAUUCAUAAGCAGAUUGUAGAAAAUUGCCUUAUUUUUCAGAAGCAUGUCUUCAUUAAAGGCUUAGAUUUCCUAAGAAAUUCGGACUAGUAACUGGAACAACUAGUUCAAAAUAGUGAAAAUCUGAGAAAAAUAUACUUCAAAAAUAUCUUACUGAUAUGAAUUUUACUAGUGAAUGCAAUAUACUGCUUCAAAUAAGGCCAUGUAUGAAUGAACUUAAAUUUACAGUUAAUAUUUUUUUGCAUAUAAGCAGUUCUUAAGUUCUUAAAAGUAAUUUUACCGGCUCCCUGAAAUCUUAUUUAACACUUUGCUAACUUACACCCUUAUUCUAUCUCUAAAGGUAUAUUUUAGGUUAGUCCAUUUUGAAUGAUUAUAUUUCCAAUAAGAGCCUGAGUAGUUUUUAUUGUGAAUUCUUACUUUAGACAUUGCUUCCAUUUGAUUUUUAAUUAUUAAUUUUAAGUAACAAAUUAAAUACUGGUUUGUUGGUUUUUUAAGUGAUUGUUACUUUAACAGUGUCCCAUCUUAACACAUGGGGUUACAAAUAAAAUAAUAUGCAUAGUUUACUAUCUAUGUAAAGUA